Molecule: messenger RNA, 1773 nt
Organism: Pogonomyrmex barbatus (red harvester ant)
Lineage: Eukaryota; Metazoa; Arthropoda; Insecta; Hymenoptera; Formicidae
Product: melanization protease 1-like
Biological process (GO): proteolysis
Molecular function (GO): serine-type endopeptidase activity
Source: RefSeq, a predicted model, not a curated record
CCCAACAAGUAGUGGAGAAGCUUAGUCGAUUGGCGUCCAACUCGCGAGUAGGCGAUUAGUACUGGUUUUGGACUCACUCGUGAUACAAACAACUCGACUUCGAGUGUCGACUCGAGACGACGGACUGACGUAGGUGGAAUUACCAGCACGACGUUCUCCAACAGAGUACUCUGUCCGAAGCGUAAACUGACGAGAACCAUCGGAGCGAAACGAAAGAAAAAUUCCUGACUCGCUCCGACCGAUGAAGGAGAGAAAAAGAGGAAAGAAGAAUAGUUAGCGCAAUUUCGAGAUUGAGUGGCAAAUAGAUACAUACUGAUACCACAAAUAAACAUGACGUCCAUCGGCUUCCUCGUCCUUUUACUCGCUCUAUCAACAAUCGAUGCACAAAGUCAAUGCUCAGAAGGAAGUGCCAAUUGUAUUAAUAUUCGCGAUUGUCCGGCUAUCGUAGAAAUUUUAAGAGGUCCAAGGCCGCUUUCGGCAGAGGUACUGCAAACCCUCAGAAACUCGCAAUGUGGCUACCAGGGCAACGACCCAAUGGUUUGCUGUCCAGGCCAGACAUCAACGACGCCAACGACGACGACGACAGAAGAAUCAAAUGUCGUUCCACCUCCACCAGAUGUGACAGAUCAUCCAAAUAUGCGUCUAUUGGAUCAUCAAAUAUGCGGAACUGCCAAUCAGCGGAGGGUGAUCAACGGCAACAAAACUGCAGUUUUCCAGUAUCCGUGGAUGGCGUUAAUCGCUUACGACACUGGAAAACCGAAUCCGGAAUUUCGCUGUGGUGGCACGAUUAUCACUAAACGCUAUAUCCUUACCGCCGCUCAUUGCGUCACGUUCCUUCCAUCUGGUCUUAGAUUGAUAGGUGCGAGGGUAGGAGAUCACGAUAUAAGCAAGGAACGUGACUGCGAUACAAAUGACGAAGGGCUCGAGUUGGAUUGCGCUGAGAGAUAUCAGGAUUUCGCCCUAGAGAGCUUCCAUGUCCAUCCGGAUUACUCAAGAUCGAAACUACAAAAUGAUAUCGCGCUUAUCAGGUUGAACGGUUCCAUAGACUUUAGGCCUCGAAAUGUCAGGCCCAUUUGUCUACCCUUCGGUACUGGAGCGACGUUAGUGCAUAGAAAGGCCGUGGUGACCGGCUGGGGUGCGACGGAGUUGGGUACACGCAGCUUCGACCUUCUGCAGGCGAAAUUACCGGUUGUGACCAACGAGCAAUGCAAAGAGGUGUACAAGAGAACCACGGAGAUCUGGUACAAGCAGAUAUGUGCCGGCGGCCGGGACAACGUGGAUUCUUGUUUGGGAGACAGUGGUGGACCUCUACAAGCACCCGGUUUAUACCGGGGGGUAACACGCACCAUUCAAUAUGGCGUGGUCAGUUAUGGACUGAAACACUGUGGUACCGAGGGCUAUCCCGGAGUCUACACCAGAGUCUCCUACUACGUGAACUGGAUCCUAGACACGUUAAGAGAUUAAAAUCGAAAUGCAAGUCUUUCAUAAUAUUUUUGACACAUUGUGUCCGCGGACGUAAUAAUUCAAAAAAUCGCGAGGAGAACGAGAACGUAAAUUUCUCGAGGCGUUUUUGAUAAAUAGGUGGAAUUGAUUAUAGAAUUGAUUUCGAAAGAUCGAUUGCGACAAAACAAGUGCGAUCGAAAAGAGUAACUUCGAUUGUUGUAGGUAGUUUAAUACAUUAAACGGUGAUUUAUGAGAGAACUCACUUUUUAGCGUGUAUUUAUAAUUAAUGAAAAUAAUUAUUGUUAUUAUUUUUAAAGAAUUUUUUAAAGU